Drosophila nasuta is the source of this 4162-nucleotide messenger RNA. RefSeq names its product broad-complex core protein (gene br). NCBI's taxonomy places the organism in Eukaryota, Metazoa, Arthropoda, Insecta, Diptera, Drosophilidae. Gene Ontology annotation, molecular function: protein binding. Gene Ontology annotation, biological process: regulation of transcription by RNA polymerase II. The record is from RefSeq and is a predicted model, not a curated record. Gene Ontology annotation, cellular component: nucleus.
CAGUUGAGUUUCUACGCUUGCAAUCAUCAAACGCAACACAAAAAUCCAACACGCUGCUUUGGCCGCAGAUUGCUGCUGCUGCGUUCUAAACGACGUGCUCAACGUGCAAAUACCCGGUAGUCGCAUCUAAAGGAUUAAUCCUACGAUCCACAAGCGUCGCAAUGCAUUAACAUAGACAGUGAAACACAUACAGACACAAAUACAAAUACAAAUACAAAUACACAUAUAUAUGUAGUCAAAUAGUUUUAAGUGCAUCUUCGGUCGGUCUUUCGGUUCGGUUCGCUUUGGUUCGGUUCGCUUCGGUUCGGUUCGGUAAUUGAUUAGUGUGCGUGCGUGUGUGUGUGUGUGUUCUUUUCUUUGUACUUUUUUUUUGCAUUAUUUUGAUUGUUUUCGUUGUGUGCCAAUGUGAUUUGCAUUUAACAUCUAAGCCAAGAUCUCAAAUCCCAAGCGAAUAGAAUUUCUUAAAUUACCAUAUUACGUAUACGCCAACCAAUUUCUACCUCAUCACUCAAAAGCCAAAAAGCAACAACAACCACGACACCUCAAUAACAACAACAACAACAAUAAUAAUACAGCGGCGACAACAUCAACAAUAACAGAGAAGAAAGAAGAGAGAAGAAGAACGCGAAAUGUUUAUUCGACAAUUGCAGACUGUGAAUACUCAUCAUAAUUAACAAUAACAACAACAGAAAGAGAAAGAACCGUAAUGAACUAUUAGAGAGAUUUACUCACACACACACUUGCAUCGAAAUGCUCAUACGUGUGACGUAUGCAAAUAAUUAGCAAGUAGAAUGCUAAGCUAACCAACGAACGCAUUGGGCACCCACACACCCUCAAGUUAAUUAAUUAAUAAAACAUAGUCAAAACUGAACAGUCAAUAAGCCAAGAAGAAGAAGAAUAAGCAUAAGAAGAAUAAGGGAAAAGGAGAAGACAAGCAGAGCGCGUGUCUUUGUGCGUGCACAAGCACAAAAGCAACAGAAGAAGAAGGAGAAGAGGGAGAAGAAAGAGGAGGAAGAAGAGCGAGCUCAAUUCUUCCUUUGGUGCAAUAAAAGCCGCCAAAAUACGCAAAAAGGUGACCACAAAGAAAGCCAGCGUUGUUUCGACGGUCGAGGACGACAACAACAACAACAACAACAACUACAGCAACAACUACAUCCAGAGCUUCGACUACGACAACGCUAACAACGCUCGGCAGCAAACAACAUCAGCAACAACAAUAACUACAGAGAGACACGAAGAAGAAGAGGAACAAAGCAAUAUGGACGAGACACAACAUUUCUGCUUGAGAUGGAACAACUACCAGAGCAGCAUCACCUCAGCAUUCGAGAACCUUCGCGACGACGAGGACUUCGUCGAUGUGACGCUCGCCUGCGAGGGGCGCAGCAUAAAGGCCCAUCGCGUGGUCCUCUCCGCCUGCAGUCCCUACUUCCGCGAUCUGCUCAAGAGCACACCCUGUAAACAUCCCGUCAUACUGCUGCAAGAUGUGAAUUUCAUGGACCUGCACUCGCUGGUGGAGUUCAUCUACCACGGCGAGGUGAAUGUGCACCAGAAGUCGCUGCAGUCCUUCUUGAAGACCGCCGAGGUGCUGCGCGUCUCGGGACUGACACAGCAACAGGCCGAGGACACGCACAGCCAUUUGGCACAGAUCCAGAACCUGGCCAAUGCCGGAGUGCGCACUCCGUUAAAUUCACAUCCACAUCCACAUCAUGGGGCGCUGCACGAUGACGGAGGCGCCACGCUGUUCAGCAGCCGCCAGGGACAGGGCGGGGCCGGGUCACCGCCACCGCCGCCGCCACAGCUGCCGCAGCACAUCAACAACCAUCUGCUGAAGCGGAUGGCGAUGCUGCAUCGCGGCAGCGUUUCGGGAGACGAGACAUCGCAGGCUCUGAAGCGGUUGCGCAGCUCUGAUAACGGUUUGCCCAGCAGCAACAACAACAGCCCGGACUUGCAGUUGCAUGCCCCGCGCAGUGCAUCGCCGCAGCUAACCCCCGCGGACUUUAGCACCAUCAAGCACCACAACAACAACAACACACCGCCGCUCAAGGAGGAGAAACGCAAUGGACCCACUGGCAAUGGCAACUCGGGCAACUCUGGCAAUGGCAACUCUAGUGGCAACAACAACAACAACAAUAACAAUAACAACAACGGAAACGGAAAUGGAAACGGAAACUCGAACGGCAUCUCGAUCAGCGAGAAACUCGGCAGCCUAACACCUUCGCCUUUGGCCCGCGGCGUCGAUGACGUCAAGUCGGAGCCAAUGGAGCUCGUCUGCUCCAACAACAACGCCAACAAUCCGAAUGCCAACGACGAGCACAGCAACGACUCCACUGGCGAACACGACGCCAAUCGCUCCAGCAGCGGCGACGGCGGCAAAGGCUCCUUGAGCUCUGGCAACGAUGAUGAGAUCGGUGACAAUCUCACCUCCCACCAUGCCCCACCGCCAUUCAUUAUGUCGCCAGCUGACAACAAACUGUUUCCCGGUGCCGCAUUCAACUUUCCCAUAAGCAAUCUCGAUCACUCAGCCUUGCUUGGUCUCAACACACAAUUGCAACAAUCUGGCGAACUCGCUGUCUCUCCACAAGGUGGCAGCACCAGCCUACUCAGCGGCGUCAUAGUGCCCGGUGGUAGUGACAACCCUAGUAAUAGUAGUAGCAACAACAACAACAACCUACAACAAGUAGAACAACAACAACAACAGCAAACAUCACAACACCACCUCCAACUCCAACAACAACAACAACAAUUACAUCAUUCCACAACACAUAAUCCACAACAAGAGCGCGAAAGAGAACGCGAACGUGAACGCGACAGAGAGCGCGAACGUGAGCGAGAGCGAAGCAGCAGCAGCAACAACAAUAACAACAAUGAUCCACACAGCAGCAGCGAACGAAGCCUCUCGCGAUCCUCGCAAUGCGACGCAAAGCCGCUGCACAGCAACAGCUGCACGCCCUCCCCCUCGCCCACAUACCUCAAGCGUGAGCGCGAACACGAGCGCGAAAGGGAACGCGAAAGGGAACGGGAACGAGAACGCGAACGCGAAAGGGAGCGCGAAAGGAAACGCGAAAGGGAACGCGACUUGGAGGCGUCAGAGGUAACGCAGGGAGGAGGAGGAGGAGGAGGAGGAGGUUCACCACCGCCGCCGCCACCGCAUCACGGACAUCCGGCUCCUCCGCCGCACUUUGGCCAGCAUCCGCUGUCGAUGCUCCACCACCAGCAGCAGCAGCAGGCACAGCAACAGCAGCAGCAGCAGCAUUCCCAUCAGCAUCCGCUGCACGGACAUCACGAACUCUCCUCGGUGGCCGCCGUCCAUCAUGCGCAUGCGUUGGCCCGCGCCUCCUCGCCCCUGGAACGUCAUCACCUGUUGCAGCAGCAUCAUCAGCACCAUCGACGCGCCUCGCUCUCGCCCUCGUUGUCGGCCGCUGGCAGCAGCGGGGGACGAGGUGCGGGGGCAGCGGCUGCCGCAAAUGCAGCGAACAAUCUGCUGUCCUCCGCUCGGGCCAGCGAUGUGGCCCAGGCGAAUCGAUUGCUUCUGCCGCUGCCGCUGAACGCGUGUCAUCGCUGCGACGUGUGCGGCAAGCUGCUGAGCACCAAGCUCACCCUGAAGCGCCACAAGGAGCAGCAGCAUCUGCAGCCGCUGAACAAUGCGGUGUGCAAUCUGUGCCACAAGGUCUUUCGCACCCUCAACUCGCUGAACAACCACAAGAGCAUCUACCAUCGCCGGCAAAAGAAUCACCACUCGUAUUUCCAUCACGGCGCCGGCGUCGGGGUCGGUGUCGGACAGGCGGGAAGUCCGGGGAGUCGGCUGCAUCAGUCCCUCAGCUCUCUGACCGCUGCGGCGGCCGUCAACAACAGCGUCUCGGGUGGCGGGGGGGGCGGCAACUCGGCGGUGGCAGCGGCCGCUGCUGCUGCGGCCGCAGCUGCGGAGUUGCUGCUGUCGCCGAUUGUCGGGGCCGCGGCGGUGGCGGGGGGGGGGAAUGCGAGCUCAACGCUUCAGCUGGCGGCGGCGCAUCAGCAGCAUCAGCAGCAGUCGUCGCCGAACAUAGUGAAGCCCUGCAUAGACUUCUUAUAAGAUCAGCAUCAGCUAUUGCAGCAGCUGUUCCACGUUGCGCUCAACAACUCGGCAGCAGCGGCAGCGGCUGCAACGGCAGCGGGCGGCUCCUCU